Molecule: messenger RNA, 1570 nt
Organism: Hippocampus comes (tiger tail seahorse)
Lineage: Eukaryota; Metazoa; Chordata; Actinopteri; Syngnathiformes; Syngnathidae
Gene: mrpl9
Product: mitochondrial ribosomal protein L9
Exons: 7
Coding region: 370-1155 (261 amino acids)
Biological process (GO): translation
Cellular component (GO): ribosome
Molecular function (GO): structural constituent of ribosome
Source: RefSeq, a predicted model, not a curated record
CGGGACUACUCGUUCAGUUGGGGGUUUUCGAAAACACUAUCAUCGAUUAUCUACUUGCUUUUUACUUAAGUUUGGCACGAAAAAGCGUAUUAACAUUAGAAAAUAUUAGGAAUUACUACGAAUUUAUAGUUAGUAUAAAUGGAGAGAUUUUUUUUUCAGUUUAAAGCAGUUUUUACUCAGGCAAUAUUUUGGACCUCUAUUAUUUCAAUAAGGUCCUCACGUUACCAUCAGCGUACUUUCCACUAGAUUUUUUUAAGCAAUAAACGUUUGAUGAUUUAACAGAUUACGAACAAGCGCUUUUUAAAAACACGUGUUUAGGAAGUAUUGUGACGAAACUGAUAAUUAUCGCUUUGUAUACGCUCGUUCGAGAUGUUGAGCUCCGGCCGUCGUGCCCUUGGGUAUCUGCUCGACCAAAUCACUACCCGGGGGUUUUCUGUGACUCCUGUCCAGAGCACCGUGGUGGUGGAGCGCUGGUGGGAGGUGCCCCUGUCCAAAUUGGGCAGCCCCCCGAGGUUGCACCCUCGCAGGCACCGCAUCUACAAGCUGGUGGAGGACACAAAACAUGCUCCCAAGGAAAAGAUGGAGCUCAUCCUCACACAGAAUGUCCCCAAGUUGGGUGGUCGAGGAGAAACGGUGUUUGUCAAAAAGUCAGUGGGACGAAAAAAGCUGCUGGCCCAGGGGCUUGCCGUGUAUCCGUCUCCAGAGAACAAGCAGAUUUUCGCGGAGGAGUUAAGGCUUUUGCGUGAGGGCACCAUUGAUGAAAGAGUCCAAACCCGAACAGGACAACUGACAGUGGAGUACCUGAAGCGCUGCAAGCUGAGAAUCAACAAAAUGCCCUCGGAAGACUUUAAACUGACUAGUGAGGUGGUGAGGAGGCGGUUUCUUCAGCAGUUGAUCGUGGUGGUGCCUCCUCAUGCCUUGAAGCUUCCAUUUGAGCCCAUCACAGAGUUGGGCGACUACUGGUGUGAUGUAACGGUAAACGGAAUGGACACGGUCCGCGUCCCCAUGUCCUUGGUCCCCUAUGAGGACCAUUCGGCUAGUCAUCAGCGCCUCCUGAAGGCGCAGCGGCGCCAGCAGGCCGCUGAGAACGUGAAGCACCAAAUGGAAGAGGAGGGCGUGACAUCGCCAACAAGUGACAACCACAAACAGGACUAAAGGACACUAAAAGGACCUCUGUGGAUUGUUUUGACAUUAUUGUCAAAGAACACUUGCGGAUCGAGCCAUUGUCUUCUUAAAAUGGCGGUCACUAACGUAACUUUGAUUGUAUGUCAAGGUUAUUAUGGUUAACGAAAACUAACGAAGACCCCAAAACUUGGAGAAAAAUUUGAAAAAAAAACUAACAAAUUCAGAUAAGAAAAUGCUUUUUAAAAAAUGGAAACUGAAAUGACGUUUGAUAUUAUAGUUGAUUAUAUAUUCCAUUUCUUUCAUUUUGUACUUGACAAACAACUCGUAUAAAACAUGGAAGCUCAAUCAUUUUCCCCAAAAUAGAAAGUAAAAAAACAGCUGCUCAAACAACUCAUUGAAACAACAUAAUAAAAAUGAAAAAAAAUUGAAAUAAAAACCAAGCCGU